Molecule: messenger RNA, 3305 nt
Organism: Calidris pugnax (ruff)
Lineage: Eukaryota; Metazoa; Chordata; Aves; Charadriiformes; Scolopacidae
Gene: CHST9
Product: carbohydrate (N-acetylgalactosamine 4-0) sulfotransferase 9
Exons: 6
Coding region: 390-1625 (411 amino acids)
Biological process (GO): proteoglycan biosynthetic process; carbohydrate biosynthetic process
Cellular component (GO): membrane
Molecular function (GO): sulfotransferase activity
Source: RefSeq, a predicted model, not a curated record
GGGCCACCGAACGCCGGAUUGACUUGCCACCCGCGGCGAACCGAAGUUUUUUUUUGCGGUGAAAAGUUUUGAGUCUCGGCGCCUCCGCGCAAGAGGCUCCUGCCGGGAGCGGCGGGCAGGUGACUUCCAUGGGACUGCUCGCUGACUUCCAGCAGUGCUACAGGCAGCGAGCUGUCCUGCAGCUGUAGAAUGAAACCCUUGGUAUUGGACAUUCUGGCAAACCGGUGAAGUUCCAACCCCGUCACAUUCAGUACUGGAGUGUCUUCUUGGUUCUCUUUAAGUUGGUGUCUCAGGGGAAGGUACUGAAGAAGAUGCAGGCACACUGAAAACUUCAGAGAAGUGAGCCAUGCGUCCUUCUGAAAGCUGAAAAGUAGCCCUCUGAUAGGGUCAUGAACCUAAGACAAGUCUUUGUGUCUGUACUGAUGUUUGGAGUAGCUGGUCUACUCCUCUUCAUGUAUCUGCAAGCUUGGAUUGAAGAACAACAUACAGAGUCUGGAGAAAGAUUGCAACAACAGAUAAUUAAUCAGGAUUUCACGCUCCCACCUCCAGGAACACCAAGAAGAGCUGCGUUGAGCAGGAGUGCUCCUCCUGGCCUCAGUAAGCACGAGAUGGCUAUCUCGGGCAGCAGGAACUGGAAGGACAAGGCUGACCCUUUCAAUGUGGUGGCUGCAUCCUUGGUGAGCCAGCUGUCUGACCAGCAGAAGAUAAGGAAGUCACCUCUUAGCCAGUUCAGAGGGGUGUAUUUACCUCCUGCGCGGCACCCUUUAAACAAGACGUUAGUCAAGGGCGACAAGUGGAAGGAUGUGGAUAGCACCCAGGAAAAGCGCAGGUCCUUCCUGCAUGACUUCUGUAAGAAAUACAACAGCAGAAAGCAGCUGCGAACCCACCUCGUGCACCUGGUGUCGAGAAUUUACGUGGAGGACAGGCACAAGGUCCUGUACUGCGAAGUGCCAAAAGCAGGCUGCUCCAAUUGGAAGAGGGUCCUCAUGGUGCUCAAUGGACUCGCCGCUUCGGCACUCAACAUUUCCCAUGAUGAUGUGCACUAUGGAAAGCAUCUAAGGAAGCUGGACAGUUAUGACCUAAAAGGGAUAUACACACGUUUGAACACAUACACCAAGACUAUAUUUGUGCGUGAUCCUAUGGAAAGACUGGUAUCUGCCUUCAGGGAUAAGUUUGAACAUCCAAACAGUUAUUACCAUCCAGUAUUUGGGAAGGCAAUAAUUAAGAAGUAUAGACAUAAUGCAAGUGAAGAAGCAUUGAAAACAGGAUCAGGGGUUAAAUUCAAGGAGUUUAUCCAGUAUUUGUUAGAUUCCCAUCGCCCAGUAGGAAUGGACAUUCAUUGGGAGCAAGUCAGUAAGCUCUGCUAUCCCUGCCUCAUCAACUAUGAUUUUAUAGGAAAGUUUGAAAGCCUGGAAGAAGAUGCCAAUUACUUUUUGCAGCUGGUAGGUGCUCCAGCUGAGCUGAAGUUUCCUAAAUUCAAAGACAGACAUUCCUCUGAUGAGAGAACAAGCGCAGAAGUAGUGAGGCAAUACUUAAAGGAAUUGUCUAAGGAGGAGAGACAGCUGACCUACAACUUCUAUUACUUGGAUUACUUAAUGUUCAAUUAUACAUCACCGAUUGUAUAGCACCAGAAUAGCUUCAGGGUUCUAUUAGAUAUUUAUCAUUUUGGGAUUCAAAACAACUACUUUGAUAUUAGCCCUGAAAGGAAACAAAGUUACUGCUAAGUGGAGUUGUCUUGACUUAGUGGGGGUUUUAUAAGUUGGAGUGACAUCAAUUGACAUUAAAUUAUAGGAGAAUGCACCAAAAAAAAAGACCUGUAAACAGCAGAAAUUGCACUAAAAUGCCUGAAAAAGAUGCUUUUACCAUUAUGGAUUACACUGUGGAAGUGGUAGCGCAGCCAGCUGUUGCGUUAACUUACCUAAUGUCCUUUUAAUGGUUUAGGAAAAAAAGCAUUGAAAGAAGCAUGAUUCUUUUGUGGUGUAUCUGCUUUAGAAAUUGGUUUUGAAACUAUUUUUGAAUGUAUUUUUUACUUUUUGUCACUUAUUAAUAAAGAAGCAUUGGCUAAUUUUCUAAAAUGUUUGCAGCGUUCUCAGUUGCAGGGCUUGGUUGUUUCAUUACCACUAGACUGUAGCUGUUUCUACACUGGAUUGGUUUUUAUUGAAGGAUACUCUUGAAUACAAAUGUAUAAAACUACAAAUAACACAGCAGUGCAACUGCAGAGCAGAGAAAAUUUGGGUAAGCCUGUGAUCUGAAGUGACAAUCCACUAUCCUGUUUUGAUAGAUACAUUAGAGUUGACAAACGUGACCCUCCUUUCAUUGCCACAUACGUUAAAACUAAUAUUUUAAUUUACAGUGGAGUCAACCCCACAAUGCAUACUGUGGUCCAAAUAUUCAAGAGAGUCUUCGUCUUUAGCAGCAGGGCAAAGUCUUAGGUUGAUAGCCAUGAGACAUUGUAAGGUCUGUACUGAGAAUCAACUUCAUUGCAACUGUUGUGACCACUCUUGGUCUGCAAGUGUCCAGUCAUCAGUCCAGCUCCGGGCAAUUUGUUGCACGGAUGUGUAUACAACUUGCCUCCAAAACCCAUGGACUGGUUUUGUCCCCAGAACUCCCUGAAGUCACCUGUGUUUUGCUGUUCUUCUUGCCUUGUCAGCAGCCAGCAAACCCCAGGGAUGGGGUGGACGCUGCAAUGUUAUGUGGUGGGAUGGGUACUGGUGAUUUGUCCUAGAGGUGGUUGUAUUCAGACUCCCACAGUCCUGGUUUUUAUAACCUCCUCCUCUUCCCUCUCCUCCUUCAAGUGCUGUCUGACCAAUGAUGAGUCCUGCAACCCAGAGUUGCACAUGGCAUUGUACGAUGGGUGCCAGGGUGUCCCAGGAAGAGGAGAAAUCCCUGCAGAAUGGAUAGGGAGAAACACCUACACCCUUCCAAAAUAAAAAUGGCACUUGUUCUUUGCUUCCUGGGGUGGUUUAGGGCAUAUUUCUCCAGUGUAAUUGUUUUUUUCAAGUGAGACUAUGGAUUAGGACUUUAAAUAGCGGCUCCUGACAAGAGUUUGGAUUUUGUGCCAUCCAACUUCCAAACUCAUGUGAAAACUGUAUUAGUUUUCACUUAAAUUUGAUCUUGGUGUAAAAAGUGUCUUUUCUGUUGACACAGCAGAGCUCUCUAGAUCCUCUGCUCUUGUAAGUAUGGAUUCCCAGCUCAAAUCCUGAAUGAAUCUCUCUUGCCUUGUAGGCAGGCCAUUGAAGUUGUUAAAUAAAAAAUAAGUGUACACCAGCUUUUGAUGUCUACAUAUUUUCUUUGUCUUGUCUAUG